This is a messenger RNA of Nycticebus coucang (slow loris), 3020 nucleotides long. RefSeq names its product proline rich transmembrane protein 2 (gene PRRT2). The record is from RefSeq and is a predicted model, not a curated record. NCBI's taxonomy places the organism in Eukaryota, Metazoa, Chordata, Mammalia, Primates, Lorisidae. Bases 192 to 1934 code for a protein of 580 amino acids. Gene Ontology annotation, cellular component: membrane. The transcript is spliced from 4 exons.
UGGAGAAUGAUGUGCUGCAGGACGGCUGGGGAAUCUGAGCCCUGGGACUAGGAGCAAUAAGUGAUGAACAGAAACUGCACUUUGCCCCCUCGAUCUUGGCAUGGUCCACCCUGUGUUUACACCAGCUCCUCUGCCCCAGCCCAUUCCUGCUGCUCCAAGGCUGUCCCUGCAGCGUCUGCUUGCCCCUUGGAAUGCCCUUUCCUGACCUUUCUCGGGCCUUUCCAGGGACUCUCUUAAACCUUCCAGUUCUCAUUGCUGCUGCUGCUUCCUCGGGGGUAGGGGAGACCUGCAGGCUCCCUUCUCUGAAACCGCACCCUACUCUUCUGCAGCCUCCCCGCAAUUUGCCCCAUCUUCCUUCCCUCCUGAUCGUAAGGGUGCCGCUAUCCGUUCCAGCCUGCUUCUCUGGUCCUGUCUCUCCACGCAGACCCCUCUCCAUUUCCCCCAACACCCUGUCUCUGCCAGGACCCCCGAUGACCGUUGGCGGGAGGGGCUGGGGACUUACGAAGGGGGCGCCCCGCAAGGAGGCGCGCGUGGGAAGGGAUAGGGAGGGGGCCCAAGUGGUCCCCGGGCGGGUUGCCUGGGUAACGCGUGGCUCCCUUGGGCUGGCCGGGAGGGGCCAGAGGCUUGCGAGGGGCGGGGGCGGCGCGCGGCGGUGGAGCGUAGGGGAGGGGACCGAAGAGGAGAGGUUGAGCAAACCAGAGGGGAGAGGAAGGGAGACCCGCCGCCGCAUCCCUCCCUCCCUCGCUCGCUCGCUGACUUGCUCCCUCCCGGGCUGCGGCUGCGGCUGCGGCAGCGGCAACGGAGAGGUCCGGAGGCCAGCGUCGAGGGUUUGUUGCUGUGUCUGCUAUUCCAUACCCCCACCCCACCCCCAAAGGCCUUCACCCUUAUCCCCUCUCAAGAUGGCAGCCAGCAGCUCUGAGGUCUCUGAGAUGAAGAGAGUUGAGAAGAGUCCUGAGACCCAGAGAGAAGGGCCUGGCCAUUCUGAAACUGAAACUGGCCCUCUCCAAGUCCUAGCAGGGGACCCAAACCAGCCAGAGAUCCUGGAGCCAGGCUCAGACACCACUGGGUCCUCUGUGGACUCCAGGCCUAAGGCUGGGCUGGUUCCAGAAACCACAGAGACCCCUGCUGGGGCCCCAGAAACAACCCAGGUCACAGACCUCAGCUUAAGCCCAGGAGGGGAAUCAAAGGCCAACUGCAUCCCAGAAGAAGCAUGCCAAGAGCCAGUAUCCAAGCCAGAAGUGAGCAAGUCUGCCACUGCAGACCAGGGGUCCAAGUUGGAGGCUGCAGCCCCACCUGAACCAGCCUCAGAACCUGCUCCCCAGCCAGACUCCCAGCCUGAGCCCCAGCCAGGUUCCCAGCCCACCCCCAAGCAAGAUCCCCAGCCAAAGCCCCCUACCCAAGAGGACCCUAUCCCUGAGGUCCUGACAGAGAGUAUAGGGGAAAAGCAAGAAAAUGGGGCAGUGGUACCCCUGCAGGCUGGUGACAGUGAAGAGGGCCCAGUUCCUCAACCUCACUUGCCACCCUCAACAAAAUCCCCCCCAGCCAAUGGGGCUCCUCCUCGAGUGUUACAGCAGCUGGUUGAGGAGGAUCGAAUAGGAAGGGUUCAUAGUGGGCAUCCAGGAUCUCCCCGAGGUAGUUUGAGCCGCCACCCCAGCUCCCAGCUGGCAGGGCCUGGGGUGGAGGGGGGUGAAAGCACCCAGAAACCUCGGGACUACAUCAUCCUUGCCAUCCUAUCCUGCUUCUGCCCCAUGUGGCCUGUCAACAUCGUGGCCUUCGCUUAUGCUGUCAUGUCGCGGAACAGCCUGCAGCAGGGAGAUGUGGAUGGGGCCCAGCGUCUGGGUCGAGUGGCCAAGCUCUUAAGCAUCGUGGCACUGGUGGGGGGGGUCCUCAUCAUCAUUGCCUCCUGCGUCAUCAACUUAGGCGUGUAUAAGUGAGGGGCUCUACCCUGCAUUCCAAGACUUCCCUUCCUGUUGGGAGCUGCCUUGGGCCCAUCCCUCCCCUGGGGGGAGCCCAAUCAAUGGCUCUGGCCCCCACCCCUAGGGACCAAGAGAGCCUGAGCAGCCUUGUUUACAGCUUCUUUCCUGCUCCUGCAUCCUGCCAGGCUCCUCUGCCAACUGUAGGCCUCCCUUCUCCCUGCACUGGUUCCUGCCUCCCUGCACUUCUGUCUGCAUCCCCUGUAGCCUCUUGGCCCCCCCAUCCCUGCACUUCUGGAAACCUCCCUGCACAUCUCCCAAACUCUCUGCACUCUUAGCCUCCCUGCAUCUCUCCCAGCCGCUCCCUGCAUUUCUUCCAGCCUCCUGAAUUCUCUGAACUUCAACCCUGGCCUCCUCUCAACUUUCAUUGUUUUGGCACCUCCUCCAUUCCUUUCUUUCUUUAUCAUCUCCCCUUCCCUCUCUACAUGCCUUGCCCCCUUCUUCCUCCUGCUUUAUCUCCCCUUAGCAUCCUCUUCUCCAACCUCCAGCCAUCAUUUAUUCUGCAGAAAUUCCAGCACACUUAGAUCAGUCUGGGGUAGAGGGAGCAGUCUUAGAGAGGGCUUCUUAGCCCGGGCUCCUACUGUUCUCUGUGGGACCUCCCAGGCCAGGAUGCCCCCAGGGUGCCUUGCGGGUAGCAGAGCUGGCAAGCCAGGAUUUGUUUGGGGACUUGUGCAAAGGUGGCAAGUACUGGUUCCACGCGCGCACAUGGGAGAAGCGGGGGCGCGCUGUUGCCUAGUCGGCCUGAGUUGACCCCACCCUCACCUGGGCUUUUUAACCCUGGUCAGUGAGUUUCUUUCUUGAAGUAUUGAGGCUUGGGUCAUUCAUAUGCUUUGUAACGAAAGAAUCCCCCAAAAAUAGGACCAAAGUUUCCAGCUGCAGGGAACGAGGGAGGGGCGGGGAGCUCUAUUUUCUAAGAUGACAGGGGAAGUCUGUUGCAUGCGACGGCCGGCUGAGGAGGCGGAGACCCGGCUACAACUAGGUUCGGAGUUGGCGGGUUUUUGUUUUUUCUUUGUUUUUUUUUCUUAAAAAAAAAUACUGGGGAAACAA